Molecule: messenger RNA, 945 nt
Organism: Aplysia californica (California sea hare)
Lineage: Eukaryota; Metazoa; Mollusca; Gastropoda; Aplysiida; Aplysiidae
Product: nucleolar protein 16
Exons: 7
Coding region: 143-898 (251 amino acids)
Biological process (GO): ribosomal large subunit biogenesis
Cellular component (GO): nucleolus
Source: RefSeq, a predicted model, not a curated record
UGACGAGACACGAGGACCCGACCCAGACCCAGCUAGACUGAAACUAACUAGGUCAUCGGUGUGUUUUGGUAAACAAGAUAGGUUGUGAGUGUCACGUGUAUUUCUACAAGUCACUUUAGCGACUGGAUCAUAUUUUCACACCAUGGGAAAAGUUAAGAAGCAGAAAAAGCAUCUGAAGUUCGACUACAACAGGGAUCGCAAGAAGAACUGGAAGAAAGCGAAAGGAACGCCGACAAUUAAAUGUGAUGAAAUCAAGGCAGCAUGGGACGAGACCAAAAGUGUGAAAAGGAAUAUGAGAGACAUGGGCCUGUCAGCUGACCCAAACAAGACACUGAGGUUGCCAAGAGUGAAGCCUCUGAAAAUGGGUACCCUUGAUGUAGAAAUGGAAAUUGAUCUGGAAAAGACUCCAACGAAAACGUUUGUAGUGGAUGAUUUAGAGGUGAAGUCUAAAAUAGCGGGAAAGAAAAAGAUGACCAUGUCUGAUGAGGAUGCUGGCUUCUGUGUGUACAUGAUGGACAAAUAUGGUGACAAUUAUGUUGCAAUGGCUCGUGAUGAACGAAAUUAUUAUCAGGAUACACCCAAACAGAUUCAGCGGAAAAUAAACAGGUUCAAGAGCAUUCCCAAAAUGUAUGAUGUGUAUGCAGAGUCAAAGAAAGAGUCAGACAGGACAAGUGGAAAUCGACCGCCCCUUGUUUCCCUGUCCCCUCACAGGUACAUGACCCGGUGGUCAGAAGCAUGCCGACGGAACGGUCACUUCUACUCGCCGCCAGACAGUUCUGAAGUUGCAUACGCACCUCAUGCAACCUUAUGCAGAGUGCGCCGUCGUCUGCAGUUUGGUCGAAAACCACCAAAGGAGAGAGAUGUCUUGCCCUCCACAGAUAAGAGCAGCACUGAAUGAGCCAGACUCCCUGUAGCCAGUUGAUCUCAGCACAUGUUACUCAGGUU